Molecule: messenger RNA, 1558 nt
Organism: Alternaria alternata
Lineage: Eukaryota; Fungi; Ascomycota; Dothideomycetes; Pleosporales; Pleosporaceae
Exons: 5
Coding region: 141-1307 (388 amino acids)
Source: RefSeq, a predicted model, not a curated record
UUUGUUCGCACGCGCAAUGCAUAAGACGCUUGAGCGUCUGACGUCCCGUUGGGCGAAUAUCAAACCCAGAUCCAAGGGCGUAUGCUGCAGUAAUACUGCGAUCACUUCAUUUUCAUUUUGGCAUCUUUGCUUGUUGCAUCAUGGCAGCAGCACAAGAACUCCCCCCGGAACUCGCCCACGAGGACAAGGGGCCUAUGGUUCUGGCGGUAUGCAUCGCACUAACGACAGUCGCUACAAUUUUCGUUGCUGCGAGACUCUAUGUCAGAUGCAGAAUACUGUCAAUGAUGGGUCUUGACGAUUGGCUGAUCAUCUUGUCAAUGAUGUGUGGCUACAUCAUGCUUGGCCUCACUAUAGCAGCUGUGCAGGCUGGCAACGGGCGUCACUUCGCUCUGCUCUCCGAUGAACAGAAGUCCGGCGCAAUCUUGUACACCCUCGCAGGCUUCUGUCCCGGGAUACUCUCGUUCGCUAUUCCUAAACUAGCUGUGGUCGCGCUCCUGACGAGAAUCACCAAUCCUAGCAAGAGACACAAGAUAAUCCUGUGGAGUAUAUCUGGUGGUUGCUUGAUAAUCCUAUUCGGCUGUGUUAUUAUCAUCUUCGCGCAGUGCACGCCAACUCGAUCGCAGUGGGACUUUUCCGUCCAAGGCACCUGCUGGAGCCCAUGGAUUCUGAUAUAUUACGCCAUUGUAGCCGGAACAUUUUCCGCCAUAGUGGAUCUCUACCUCGCCAUAUAUCCCGCUAUUGUCCUUUAUAAACUGCAAAUCAACUUCAAGAAAAAGGUUGUCCUUAGCGUUGCGCUUGGGCUAGGUUCCAUUGCCGCAGUUGUAGCUGUGUAUAAAUCGACUCGGCUACCUGCGCUUGCGAGCGCGGAUUUUAGCUACGAUACGGCCGAUAUUACCGUUUGGACGAGUAUCGAGGGUAAUGCUAUCAUCAUCGGCGCAUGCAUACCAACAUUACAGCCACUGUUCGACCAACUCCUUGGCCACGGCCUCUUUAGUAGUUUGGGAGGUGGGCGGGACCGAGGUGGCUACAAAUCGAAUGAUCGAUCUGGGUUGAAGCUCGCAACGAUCGGAAGCAAGACUCUUCGGUCAACAAAGCAACAUGGGAAGUCGGGUGUUUCUGAAGGGACGCUGGGCCACGAUAGCCAGGACAGCAUUCUGGGCCCGAACCAUCGACCCGGCAGUGACGAGAGCCAGAACGUCAAGCAAAGCUCCGGCAUCACGCGAACGCAGCAUCUGGUGGUCGAGUACGAGGAUGCGGGUGAGCCGGCGCGGGCGGCAAAACCAGCCUACGAUCUCGGCGAUACAUAGAGAUCAAGACAAAGAUUUGAGGUAGAUUGACAAGGGCGUAGGCAUCACUCCGUCAAGCGUGGUACAGCGUCCGUAGAACCUACAUCAGCUCUCGAAUCGAAAAGAUUAGGCAAGCCUACCGCGAGACAAUUACAUUUGAACAUCUUAACAAACGUGGCCACGAUGAUGAAGAAUAUACCUCUGGGUCCGCUAGAGGCCUAGUUUUGUGUACUAAUGGUCAUUGUUAACAAGGAUGGCUCUUACUAUGCAAU